This is a messenger RNA of Callorhinchus milii (elephant shark), 4688 nucleotides long. RefSeq names its product aquarius intron-binding spliceosomal factor (gene aqr). Gene Ontology annotation, biological process: mRNA splicing, via spliceosome. Gene Ontology annotation, molecular function: mRNA binding; helicase activity. NCBI's taxonomy places the organism in Eukaryota, Metazoa, Chordata, Chondrichthyes, Chimaeriformes, Callorhinchidae. The record is from RefSeq and is a predicted model, not a curated record. Gene Ontology annotation, cellular component: catalytic step 2 spliceosome.
CCGUUCAGCUGUCGGAACGGAAGUGCGGACGCGGGGGACGCGCGGAGAGCAGCCGGAGCCGCAGUUUGGGCAGAACAACUAAAAUUUUAACAUUUGAAUAUGGAGACUGAAUCACAAGGCAAGAAACUAAUGGCGCCCACUGUAUCUCAGAUAAAUGCUGAGUAUGUUACUCAGCUGUCAAAUAAAUAUUGGGGGCCUCAUGUGAAGAAGAAAAUGACAUUUGAUUGUAAGGUUAUUGAGGAUGUAUAUCAAAAAGAAAUUGUAAAAACAAGAUUUGCAAUUAGAAAAAUUAUGCUGCUUGAAUUUAGCCAAUAUCUGGAGAACUAUUUAUGGCCAAACUAUUCCCCAGAAGUGUCUAGUAAUGCCUACUUGAUGUCCAUUUGCUGUAUGGUGAGAAAGUUUCGAGAAAAUGUUGCUGCCUGGGAGACGUUUAAACAAAAGCAGGAGCAUUUCCCUCACUUUUUCAAAUGCAUUUUGACUGCAUCUCUUGCUGAAGAAGAUGAGAAACUUUCUUUACGGGAACAGACUGUCCUUUUGGUCUUUCUUGAUCAUUGCUUCAACAGCUUGGAAGUGGAUCUAAUUCGAGAACAGGUGCAGCGGCUUAUCUCGCUUCCUAUGUGGAUCUGUCUGCUUCCGUCACGACUUGACCAAGAACUGAAGAAAACGCCCAAACUGAGAAAGUUCUGGAAUUUGAUUAAAAAGAAAGAAGAAAAGCUGGAUGCGAAGUCCAUAGAACAGAGUGAUCAAGAAAAACAAUUUCUCUCUUGUCUGAUCAGGAAGUUCCUAGGAGUACUAAAAAUCAUCCCUUCUUCAGACGCUGGUUGCAUUGACAAGGUCCAUUACAGUGAGAGAUUUAUCGAGCUUAUGAUAGAUCUAGAGGCAUUACUUCCAACUCGACGCUGGUUCAACACUGUAUUGGAUAAUUCACACCUUGUCACGCACUGCUAUCUGUCACAUCUGGCCAAUAAAGAGAAACAGGGACGACUUUUUUCUCAGCUCCUAGAUAUGAUGAAAUUCUACACUGGUUUUGAAAUUAAUGACCAGACUGGAAAUGCUCUGACUGAGAAUGAGAUGACUACAAUCCAUUAUGAUCGCAUCACCUCUCUCCAGAGGGCAGCCUUUGCUCAUUUUCCAGAACUACAUGAUUUUGCUUUGUCUAAUGUGGCAGCUGUUGAUACUCGAGAGUCUCUUGUUAAGCUUUUUGGAUCACUCAACCCCAAUACUCUUCACCAGGUGGCGUCAUACCUUUGUCUAUUGCCAACUUUGCCUGAAGGAGAGAAUUCUUGCUAUGAAAAGGAGUUUCUAUUGGAGAUGCUGGUAUCUCGACAUGAACGGCGGACAUCCCAAAUUCAACAAUUAAAUGAGAUGCCCCUUUACCCCACAGAGAAAAUCAUUUGGGAUGAAAACAUUGUACCAACAGAAUACUACUCAGGAGAAGGCUGUCUUGCGUUACCAAAGCUGAAUUUGCAGUUCUUGACACUUCAUGACUACCUACUGAGGAAUUUUAAUCUCUUUCGCCUGGAGUCUACAUACGAGAUUAGACAGGAUGUGGAAGAUGCAAUCAGUAGACUUAAACCAUGGCAAGGAGAAUAUGGAGGAGUUGUGUUUGGUGGAUGGGCCCGAAUGGCACAGCCUAUUGUGACUUUCUCCAUUGUCGAAGUCGCAAAACCUAACAUUGGUGAAAGCUGGCCAGCAAGAGUUCGUGCAGAUGUAACCAUCAAUCUGAAUGUUAGACCUCAGAUCAAAACGGAAUGGGAAGCUCUCCGCAAACAUGAUGUAUGCUUCCUUAUAACUGUUCGAACGGUGCUGGCUUAUGGUACAAAAUUUGACCGGAAGCAACCCUUUGCAACACAGACAGGCCUCCUUUAUGUGCGAGGAUGUGAAAUUCAAGGCAUGCUGGAUGAGAAAGGACGGGUCAUUGAAGAAGGUCCUGAACCUAAACCAAAGUUGAAAGGUGACACGCGGACUUAUAGAAUAUGGUUGGAUCCUAACCAAUAUCAACAGGAUAUGACCAACUCCAUCCAGAGUGGAUCUGAAGAUGUGUACGAGACCUUCAAUAUCAUUUUGAGAAGAAAACCCAAGGAAAAUAAUUUCAAGGCAGUGUUGGAGACUAUCCGGAAUUUAAUGAAUACAGAGUGUGUGGUCCCUGAUUGGCUCCACGAUAUUAUCCUUGGAUAUGGAGACCCAGGAAGCGCUCAUUAUUCUAAAAUGCCAAAUCAAAUUGCUACAUUGGACUUUAAUGAUACCUUCCUCACUAUUGAUCACCUGAAAGCUAGUUUUCCUGGGUAUACCAUUAAAACCACAGUUGAUGCUCCUGCUCUGCAGAAACCUCCCUUCAGGAUUACAUUGCCGAUAGCAAGUGGGAAAGGAAAGAAACGAAAAGUGGAUGAUGAUGAAGAGGGGAAGGAGGAUUCCAGGAUUCUAAUUGUUGAACCACACGUGAUUCCAAACAGGGGUCCGUACCCAUAUAAUCAACCUAAAAGAAACACAAUUCAGUUCACACCCACUCAGAUAGAAGCAAUUCGGGCUGGUAUGCAACCAGGCCUAACAAUGGUGGUAGGACCACCAGGUACAGGAAAAACUGAUGUGGCCGUGCAGAUCAUUUCGAACUUGUAUCACAACUUCCCAGAGCAGAGAACCCUCAUCGUAACACAUUCCAACCAGGCUUUGAACCAGCUGUUUGAGAAGAUCAUGGCUCUGGACAUUGAUGAACGUCACCUACUCCGUCUGGGUCACGGAGAGGAGGAGCUUGAGACUGAGAAGGAUUUUAGCAGAUAUGGCCGUGUAAACUAUGUACUGGCUAGGAGACUGGAGUUAUUGCGUGAAGUGGGGCGAUUACAGGAAAGUCUGGAAGUUCAUGGAGAUGUCUCAUACACGUGUGAAACAGCUGGACAUUUUUACUUGUAUCAAGUGAUGUCUCGUUGGGAAGAAUAUCUCAGUAAAGUAAAAGCUAAAAGUGGAACGUCUGGUGAUGUUACAGCCGUGUCUAAGCUCUUUCCAUUCCACAAAUACUUUGCAAAUGCACCCCAGCCUAUUUUUAAAAGCCAAUCCUACGAAGAAGAUAUGGAGAUUGCUGAAGGCUGUUUCAGACACAUCAAUAAAAUAUUUACUCAGUUGGAGGAAUUUCGAGCUUUUGAGCUGCUCCGGAGUGGUCUGGAUAGGUCAAAGUAUCUAUUGGUGAAAGAAGCAAAGAUCAUUGCCAUGACUUGUACUCAUGCUGCCUUAAAACGACACGACUUAGUGGAGCUGGGCUUCAAGUAUGAUAAUAUCCUGAUGGAGGAAGCAGCACAGAUUCUUGAGAUUGAGACCUUCAUCCCACUCUUGCUCCAGAACCCUGAAGAUGGCUUCAGUAGAUUGAAACGUUGGAUUAUGAUAGGGGAUCACCACCAGCUCCCCCCCGUCAUAAAGAAUAUGGCCUUCCAAAAGUACUCCAACAUGGAACAGUCUCUGUUUACCCGAUUUGUUCGUUUGGGUGUUCCAACUGUGGAUCUUGAUGCCCAGGGCAGAGCAAGAGCAAGCUUGUGCAACCUCUAUAACUGGCGUUAUAAAAAGCUGGGUAACCUUCCCCAUGUCCAGCUCCUACCUGAGUUUCGUACUGUCAACGCGGGACUUGUGUACAACUUCCAGCUUAUCAACGUGGAGGAUUUCAAUGGAGUUGGUGAAUCUGAACCUAAUCCGUAUUUCUACCAGAAUCUUGCUGAGGCUGAAUAUGCUGUGGCCCUUUUUAUGUACAUGCGUGUAUUGGGGUAUCCUGCAGAAAAGAUCAGCAUCUUGACAACGUACAAUGGACAGAAGCAUUUGAUCCGGGAUGUCAUCAAUCAGCGGUGUGGUGGUAAUCCUCUAAUGGGACAACCAAGCAAGGUGACCACUGUGGACAGAUUCCAAGGACAGCAAAAUGACUAUAUCAUCUUGUCUUUGGUGCGAACCAAGGCUGUUGGACAUCUCAGAGAUGUUCGGCGAUUAGUUGUUGCAAUGUCCAGAGCUAGACUUGGAUUGUACAUCUUUGCAAGGGUGUCGCUCUUCCAGAACUGCUUUGAACUUACGCCAGCCUUCAAUCAACUAACUGCUCGACCACUUCAGCUACACAUUGUGCCCUCAGAAUACUUUCCGAUCAACCGAAAGAAUGAUGAUAUGCUGCCACCCCAUUUGGUGAAAGUUAUCAAGAAUAUGCCAGAAAUGGCAAACUUUGUUUAUAAUAUGUACAUGCACAUGAUUCAGAGCAUGAGGCAAUACAGACAGCAAUUGCUUCCACCUCCAAAGGCCAUGCCUCGACCAGAGCCGGUACCUGCUACGAACAUUGAGACUGUGGAGGAAGAAAUGAAAGCCCCAGUUACUCAGGUUAAGAAUGAUGAAGUUAUCAGUAAGGAACGCAAUGAAAUGCCAGCACAUCCCGGCAGGGACAGUGAUAGUGAGGAAAGUGAAGCUGAAGGGAACAUGGAAAGCUAAUCUGUUACUCAAUAUUCAAAUAGAUUGUAUGAGGAAGUAAAGGUAGAUCUUUGAAAUGCAAUGUAACCUAAGACAGUGAAGCUGACAAGAACAUGGAAAGGUUAUCUAUGUGCAGAUGUUCAUCCAUUAGAUAUUGUGGUUGGCCAUGAAAUUAUUUCAUAUGUAAUUAUGUGAAGUGGAAUGGUUUAUUUUGUUUCUGAAAGCUUUUUCAAUAAAUUUUUNAUAAAAUGUUUCAUCCAAAA